UUUUAAAUUAAUAAUGAAAAUAAUUAAGUAUUAAUUAAGCAUAACAGGAAGUACGUCAUAAUGAGGCUUAAUGAAUAUCGUUAUCGUUGUCGGAUCAGGUCUGGCACCAGCAUAAAUCGUGGCUGAUUCGUCAAUAUCGGAUCAGGACAUUGCCCCAAAUCCACGGUCCAGGCUCGAUCAUCAGUAAUGAUUCAGGCCUGUAUCAGGACUGGUCCAUGUUCCAACUCUUGGGCGUGUAGUAGUACACCUAGUAGUCUUUCACAGGUAGAAACUGCUCCCGUGUCUUUGGAUUAUUAUUUAAUUCCAGACCUCUUCUCUCAGCUAAAACAAUGAUUCAUGAAGUAAUGAUUCAUUUAUUCUAUAAUAUUACAUAUCCUGUUAUACUACACAGUCUGAAGUAUUGUUUGAAACUGUUAAGGGUCCAUCAGGGGAGUCCGGCUAUCGCUUGAUGACUUUGAAUAAACCAAAAACACAAUGCUUUGAGUGGCAAUAUGAUUGACCUACUAACAACUGAUAUGAAGGUCUCUCUCUCUCUCUCUCUCUUCUAUUACCAUUUCAUAUUCUACCUUUCUCAUCAUAGUCGGUUGUACCUGACGACUCUAUCAACUUUAUGCUCGUCAGAGGAAGUGAAAAGGCUUUCUGUGCAGGAGGUGACAUAAGAAGUAAGACUCGAUUUACCAGUUCUUCUAACCAGUUUGAUAUACAGGAGUCACAGAGGCUGGUCAAACUGGUUCCCCAUUGGCUUAGACGUUCUUUUUCCGUGAAUACCAGUUGAAUUAUUUGACUGGUACAGUACACAAGCCAUACAUUGCUCUCAUUAGUGGGAUCACAAUGGGAGGAGGUAUUGGAACCUCUGUUCAUUCUCCAUAUCGUGUUGCUACUGAGACGACAACAUUUGCAAUGCCUGAAACAGCAAUAGGUUUCUUUCCUGAUGUUGGCAGAGGCUAUUUCUUACCAAGACUGAAAGGAGAACUUGGGAUGUAUUUGGCUUUAACUGGUCACAGAUUGAAAGGGCGUGACGUACUUCAUGGGGGCAUUGCAACUCAUUUAGUAGGAAAAGAGAAGAUUCCGUCAUUGUUGAGUGAACUCACUGAAUCAUGUGAUGAUCCGGUUAUGAAGAGAGACCCUCAUUACGUUGUGAAAUCAAUAUUGGAUAAAUAUCACAAAGAGAGUCUUAAUAUUGAUGAUAGAAGCUUUUCUCUCACUCCACAUGUAGAGCUCAUUGACAAGUGUUUCUCUGGAGGUAGUGUUGAAGAUAUACAGAUGUCUUUGUUAGAUGAUGGCUCAGAUUGGUCAAUCAAUCAAUUCCAGUUACUCAGUAAAAUGACCAACUGGUGGACUGACUUUAAUUCUCACUAUAAGCUUUGCAGGCAUUCAGUUCAUCAGGUUAAUAGCUGUCGUGACAUAGGUAUCAUCAUUUCUGACAGUCUCUCUUGGUCUUUACAUUAUCGCUCCAUUUCUUCUAAAGCCUAUGGACAAAUGUCACUGAUAAGGAGGACAUUCUCUACAUCGUCUAUCAAGGUUAGGAAAUUGCUCUAUAUUUCCCUGGUCUGCUCUAAACUAGUGUACGGUUCACAGUUGUGGCGUCCAAUGUUCAUUAAAGACAUUGUCAUCUUAGAAAGGAUCCAACGCCGGGCUACCAGAUUUAUUACCAACGACUAUGUAUCUAACUAUCGUGAUAGGCUUCUGUCCCUUCGCAUGCUACCCCUAAUGUAUACCCUAGAGCUGCUUGACAUCCUCUUCUUUAUCAAAUGCCUCAAGUUCCCUGAUCCUAGCUUCAAUAUUCUAGACUAU
This is a messenger RNA of Amphimedon queenslandica, 1794 nucleotides long. RefSeq lists its product as uncharacterized. Gene Ontology annotation, cellular component: mitochondrion. The record is from RefSeq and is a predicted model, not a curated record. The transcript has 9 exons. Gene Ontology annotation, molecular function: 3-hydroxyisobutyryl-CoA hydrolase activity. Lineage: Eukaryota; Metazoa; Porifera; Demospongiae; Haplosclerida; Niphatidae. The annotation marks the transcript as partial. Gene Ontology annotation, biological process: L-valine catabolic process.